Rhodotorula toruloides NP11 is the source of this 1149-nucleotide messenger RNA. RefSeq lists its product as uncharacterized. The record is from RefSeq and is a predicted model, not a curated record. NCBI's taxonomy places the organism in Eukaryota, Fungi, Basidiomycota, Microbotryomycetes, Sporidiobolales, Sporidiobolaceae. Bases 1 to 1149 code for a protein of 382 amino acids. The transcript is spliced from 4 exons.
AUGCUCAAUCUCACCGCCGCAAGCACAACGCGGCCGCGCUAUCUCCGCGACCCGCACCCGCCCCCAGCCAUCCUUCGCUCUCCCUCGUCCUGCGUGUUCGACGCCGACAUCUCGCCAGACUGGUGUGUCGGCUCGGUCGGACACGGCGGAUACCUCCUCUGUGUCCUGACCGACGCUGUCAUUCGCCACCAGCGCAUCCAUCACUCGAAGCACACCGACCCCGCCCAUCUCUCAAGCCAGUUCUUCGCGGCGACCGUGCCGGGACGGGCGCAGGUCGAGGUCAAGAUCAUCAGUGCGUCGAAGAGGUGGACCAGGCUCGAUGUCGAGUUGUGGCAGUGGACGCCCGACCCCAACACCGACGACUUUGUCGACCCCGCGAACGAGCGAGUCUUGCGCAUCCAGGCGCACUACCUCGUUUCUGAGUUGCCUGAACACCCUGAGCCUGCGAAAGGCGCGGAGAGCGCACCCAUCGGCGGCCUCAACUUCCUCUCUCGACCAUGUCCGCUCCUCCAGCACCCGGGCAAGGUCGACAUGCGCGACGGGGGAUCGCACGUCCCUGAAAAGCUGCGAUUCAGUAAGGGCAUGCGGUGGAAAGAGGUCGAGGUGACGCAGCCGAAUGACGGGAGUCUCGCUUGGGGCGCGUGGAUUGAGUUGACGGGCGGAGAGGAAGUUGCGGAACUUGCGACCCUUGUACCCUUUUUCGCCGACGUCGCCAAGAACGGCCCCGAGAUGCUCCCUGAAGGCAAGAAGCCCGGUCCUUCCUGGUACCCAACAAUGACCUUCUCCCUCGACUUCAAAUCCCGUUUCCCGCUCCCCGCCUCCUUCGGCCGUCGCACGAUCGGUCUCUACUCGACGACCAAAACGAUCCAUGAGGGACGGCACGAUCUGACUGUCGAGUGCUGGGCGGCGCCGGCGGAUCUUGGUGAGAAAGAGGGAGUGAGGGAGGAGGGGUUGCGGAAGGAGGAGGAUGGGGUCGAGAGGUGGAGGAGAGAGGAGGCGAGGUUGGUCGGUGUCAGUACGCAGAUGGCCCUCGCCGUCCCUCUCGAAGUCAACCACGCCCGAGGCCGCAAGACCCUUCCCGGCGAGAGCGACGAGAGCAGCAGCAGCGACUCGGAGAGCGAAGGUGGGAAGAAGCGCGCGAUGCUGUAG